Molecule: messenger RNA, 2561 nt
Organism: Esox lucius (northern pike)
Lineage: Eukaryota; Metazoa; Chordata; Actinopteri; Esociformes; Esocidae
Gene: eif2b5
Product: eukaryotic translation initiation factor 2B, subunit 5 epsilon
Exons: 16
Coding region: 69-2180 (703 amino acids)
Cellular component (GO): eukaryotic translation initiation factor 2B complex
Molecular function (GO): translation initiation factor binding; translation initiation factor activity; guanyl-nucleotide exchange factor activity
Source: RefSeq, a predicted model, not a curated record
UUUACUGUCUAACGCUAACGACUGACGAAAGGUUGUGUAGCUAGCUAGCUAGCUGUCAAAUAUCAAACAUGUCUAGUAGAGGAACGAAACAGAAAAAGGGUAACGUUACCAAUGAACAGGAGGAAGAAGACCAGCCGUUACAAGCUGUGCUAAUCGCCGACAGCUUUAACCGGAGGUUUUUCCCGAUUUCAAAAGACCAGCCUAGGGCUCUUCUACCGUUGGCCAACGUUGCCAUGAUAGACUACACCCUGGAAUUCCUUACAUCUACUGGGGUUCAGGAGACGUUCGUCUUCUGUUGUUGGAUGUCUAAUAAGAUCAAGGACCACCUGCUGAAUUCUAAAUGGUGUCGUCCCACGUCUCCCAAUGUGGUCCACAUUAUCACCUCAGACCUAUACCGUUCCCUUGGCGACGUGCUGCGGGAUGUAGACGCCAAGACGCUGGUGAGGAACGACUUCAUCCUGGUCUACGGAGACGUGGUGUCCAACAUCGACGUCAGCCAGGCCCUGCAAGAGCACAGGCACCGGCGUAAGGUGGACAAGAACAUUUCCGUGAUGACCAUGGUCUUCAAAGAGUCUUCUCCUGGUCAUAAGUCUCGCUGCGAGGAAGAUGAUGUAAUUGUUGCCAUGGACAGCAAGAGCAAGCGUGUCCUUCACUACCAGAAGACCCAGGGCCUGAAGAAGUUACAGUUUCCAAUGAACAUCUUUCAGCACGGUAGUGAUGAGUUUGAGAUCAGACACGACCUGCUGGACUGCCACAUCAGUAUCUGUUCCCCACAGGUAGCCGAGCUCUUCACAGACAACUUCGACUACCAGACCAGGAACGACUUUGUCAGAGGGAUUCUAGUCAAUGAAGAGAUCCUGGGUAACCAGAUUCAUCUGUACGUGACGAACGAGGGCUAUGGCGCCCGGGUGUCCAAUCUACAGAUGUACGACUCUGUCUCCUCGGACCUGGUGCGCCGCUGGGUCUACCCUCUGACCCCCGAGGCCAACUUCACAGAUCAGCGGGGGCAGGGGUGUGCCCACUCUCGUCACAACGUCUACCGGGGAGCGGGGGUCAGUCUGGGUCACGGGAGCCAGAUGGAGGAGAACGUUCUGAUUGGUCGAGACACCAGCAUCGGCGCCAACUGUCAUAUAUCGAACAGCAUUAUUGGCAACUACUGCACUAUAGGGGACAACGUAGUGUUGGACCGGGCCUACAUCUGGAACAAUGUACACAUUUCCAACAAAGUAAAGAUCCACCAGUCUGUAGUGUGUGAUGGGGUGCUGGUCAAAGAGGCUGUAUUGCUGAACAAACAGUGUGUCCUGGCUUACAAUGUGGUGAUUGGUCCGAACAUGUCCCUCCCAGAAGGCACUGUGGUGUCCAUGCAUCAUCCUGAGGAAGAGGAGGACGAUGAUGAUGAUGAAUUCCUCAGUGACGACCAAGUGGUUGGAAAUAGCAAAGACAAGACCAAGCAGAAAGCGUUUAACCCAGCCGAGGUGGGAUCAGAGGGCAAAGGUUACAUCUGGAAGGCCAGUCUGGAUGAGGCAGAGGAUGAGGAGCUGGCCCAGUGUAUAUGGGGCCUGGUGUUGAACCCGGACCCAGACAGUGACAGUGAGAGUGAGGCCAGUGACGGCUCACAGGAUAUGGGUAGUCGCAGUGUCUCACCUGAGAUGGACGAUGUUAAAGUGUUCCAGCUGGAGGUGUUGGGGACACUACAGAGAGGUGAGGAGGAGAAUAUUGGCUGUGACAACUUGGUCCUGGAGAUCAACUCACUCAAGUAUGCCUACAACAUUACUCUAAAGGAGGUGAUGCAGAUUCUUACCAAAGUCGUUCUGGAAUACCCCUUCCAGCAGCAAGGGACGAAGCUCAGCUCUUCACAGUACACUGUCCUACUACUUCCUCUGUUGAAGAAGUGGUCUCCGGUGUUUAAGAACUACAUUAAGAGAGCCCAGGACCACCUGGACUGCCUGUCUGCUGUGGAGGAACUGUUCCUGGAGCAGGAGACACACCAGACUGCCAUGGUCAAGGUGCUGAUGAACAUGUACCAACUGGAGAUCCUGGAGGAGGACGCCAUCCUAAAAUGGUUCUCUGCAGGAGCCACGACGGACAAGAGCAGACAGCUACGCAAAAACCAGGGGCUCCAGAAAUUCAUCCAGUGGCUGAAGGAAGCAGAGGAUGAGUCUUCUGAAGAGGGGGAGUGAAAAGGAGGAGAGCUUGAGAUGAGACGAGAAGGCAUAUCAACGCUCGGAAGACGCGUGACUGCUGUCAAUAAAAUCCCAUACCGUGGUCGUUCCGAGACUUGAGUCCAUCUCUGCCGUUACGGCUGUCUGUUUAGACAUGGUGGCAGCUCGCAUUGCUUCUCAAUGAUAUUCAUAUCUACUCAACGUGUGAAUGUGCGCAAUGGUGUCCUGUUUCCUAAAUAGUUCCCUACAUGGAAAAUAAGGGGUAUCACCGAGGUUGCAACACCGACUAAUUGUGUACCAAGCAAACUGACAUUAUCUUCCAAUGUCACAGGAAAAAAGGGCUAUGUGGUCAGAAUAUUGACACAUUUAAUAAAGAUAUAAAACCCUUGAGUAGACCAA